UCGCAGCAGCAGCAGCAGCAGCAAGCAGUCGCAUACUCGCAAGCAGCAGCCACAGUCGCAGUCGUCGCCUCCGUCGAGUUGAGUCCUACAUUGGCCCAGAGGGUGACCAGCAGCAGCGCCGUGUUGCUUAGCAAAUUCCCCAGUCGCCGAAAUGAACCACUGACACGCCCUCGGCGCCUCUCUUUCCGGCUCAUCUGGUUAUCCGGCUAUCUGGCUACUUAG
Drosophila takahashii is the source of this 222-nucleotide messenger RNA. NCBI's taxonomy places the organism in Eukaryota, Metazoa, Arthropoda, Insecta, Diptera, Drosophilidae. The record is from RefSeq and is a predicted model, not a curated record.